Molecule: messenger RNA, 1443 nt
Organism: Alternaria postmessia
Lineage: Eukaryota; Fungi; Ascomycota; Dothideomycetes; Pleosporales; Pleosporaceae
Exons: 3
Coding region: 1-1443 (480 amino acids)
Source: RefSeq, a predicted model, not a curated record
AUGAAAAAGCUUUUACAUGGCGACCAAACGUUCCUUCUAAACUGGACUGUACUUCGAUUAUGGCGUGCUCGGAAGACAAAGAUUGCGAGUGGAACCAGGAUCGCCGGUAUUGGCGCUUUUUUAUGUGUAAUUCUUACAUUUCUUCUGCUAGUCGGAGACAAAGUAUUGUCAGGAACUCUUGCUCCAACGUUACAGCGCGUCUAUGAAGGCACGUCCCCAGGCCCUAACUAUGUGCCAGGCGAUCCCCCGUUCUUUGGCGGUUUCAAGAUCAAUGAAGCGAUAUGUCCAUUCAAUGAAACGAUCAUUGGUAGCUACGAUCACGACGCUUUUCCACCUUGCACAAUAAAUGGAUCGAGCAAACCUUGGACACUCUUGGACGCUCCAUCAGCAUAUCGAGUGCUUGCGACAGGACUGUUGAAUCAAACAGGAGAAUACAACAACGAGGAUUUCAACACCCUAAAUGUGGCCUGGGAUGCUGGCGCAUUCAUAUACACCCAGCUUGUCACGCAUAUCGACGAUGUCACGGAUGAACAGCACGUUCUUUACUUCAAUCCAUGGUCAGCUGAGGAAUACAGCGAUAGCCCAAAAGUCAGCAAACUAGAUCUGACAAACCAGGAUGUAGAAAGAGUUGGUAUUGAUUACGUCGCCGAAACGAUUUCCGUUGUAACCGAGUGCACUGCAAUCACUACGGACUGUGGAAUCUACAACACUACAAGUGAUGCUUCCUCGAUACCAUAUCACUGCUCCAACGGCUUCUAUGGCGACUUGAAUGAGAUACCAGCAAAUGGGCUAGAGCGUCUCAAGGGCUGGAACACAACGUUCUUCGACUUUCACAAUGACCCUUCGCUGAACGUUUCCAUCGCAUCCCAAUUGAACCCAUUCAGCUACAACGUCACAGCUGUUGUAGACAGUAUCGAUCUGAAUGACCCCAUUCUCUAUGGAGACCCGCAGGUACCCGAAGGCAUUGUUGUUGAGAUCGGAGACGGGCGUGUGGGAUUCGCGAUGUCGUGCAAUUCUACGGUCUACGACGUUACGUACUCACUUGUCAAUGGUAGCAUCCUCGUCUUCAACACGACAUUGACCGCUCCCAGCAUCGCAGCCAUGAUCAAAGCACCACUGCAAGCUGGCUUUGGUAGCUACGAACUCUUUGAGAAAGCUGCCAUGUCGGUAUUGCUAUCUCAUUCGACGAUCCUGGACGCGAUGGAGCUUGCUUUCAGCCAAACCUUUCUGGCGCUUGUGGCUGGUGUCUACGAUCCGGCUCCGUUCAUCGAAAAGCGUUGGCGCUAUGAUAUGACGGUCACGAAGAUUAGAAAAGCGCCAUUCUAUUUUCUGGUCGUUUGCAUGUUCAUGUAUGCGAUCGUCGUUUUGGUAUUCACGUUGAUAGCCCUCAGUCUCUUCCGGAGGAGUAAUGUACGAGCUUUGCACGCUCAGUUGAUGUCUUAA